Messenger RNA from Entamoeba dispar SAW760, 1887 nucleotides. RefSeq names its product Rho/RAC guanine nucleotide exchange factor, putative. The record is from RefSeq and is a predicted model, not a curated record. The coding region runs from base 1 to 1887 and encodes 628 amino acids. Lineage: Eukaryota; Evosea; Mastigamoebida; Endamoebidae. Gene Ontology annotation, molecular function: guanyl-nucleotide exchange factor activity. The transcript has a single exon.
AUGAAAGAGGUUGCGUUACUUACAGAAUAUUUAUCAGAUAAACCUGAUAUUCUUGUUGUUGGAGAUAUUAAAGAUAUUGUAAUGAAAGCAGGGCCAUUGCUUAGAGCUGGAAUUGAUAUAGAAAAUGUUAUGGAUUAUUAUAUGGUUGAUAAUAAAUUAGAAGCAACUCGAUUAAUUGUUAAAGGAAUGGGACAAGAACUUGCCAAAUGCAUUAUAUCAAGAAACAGAUCAGGAGAAAAAAUGACAUUUAGAAAGAUGUUUGAAGAAAUAGAAAAAAGAGGAAAAGAGUUAAAAGGAAGAAACUCUCAUAUUAUUGAGUUAAUAAGAAAUUGGUCUUUUGGAACAAGUAAUAAUGAAAUUAAAUCAAUGGAAGUUAAAAAAGAAGAAAAUAUUAAUCAAAGAAAUUGUGAAAGUGAAAUAAUGUCUCCUAGAAAAAAUUCUGUUGAUGCUAUUGAGAUUAUAAAACCAUCCAAUUCAAGAUAUUUUAGAAGAAAGCCUUCAGAUGGUAAUUCAAUGUUACCACCACCUAUCCAAUUUAGUUCACCUGAUUUAACUGCAAGUUAUAAUUCGUUAACAAAAUCUACCCAAUUAUCUGUUAAUACAAAACAACUAUCAAUAAAAGAUGAAGGUAAAACAAUUGGGCUAAUGUCAAGAACAGAUGGGCUUGUGUCUCCAAUGAAAAGAAGUUGGAGAAAAAGUAGAAUUCAAUCAGCAAUUAUUGAUCUUCCUAAACUUCAACAAAAUUUACAUGAACAAUCAUUACUUAGUCUUUCAUCUACACCAAAUAAUUCUAGUGAACACAUUAUAUUUAAAUCAGAUUCCAAUUAUCAAAAAAGGUUAGAUAAUAUAAUUACAAUGGAAGCAGUUAUUAGAGGGUUUUUAAUUAGAAGAGAACUUUCAAUAAAUAAUCUUCUUCAAAGAAAGAAUGUACUUCAAGAAAUUGUUCAAACAGAAGAAAAUUUAUGUAAAAAUAUGAAGUUGAUGGAUAAAUAUUUUAGAAUACCGUUAAAAGAAAUGGCUAAUAAAGGAUUAUUAAAUGAAAAAGAAGUUAUAAAUGUAUUUACAAUGGCAUUUGAUAGGUGCCUUCAUAAUAGUGAAGAAAUAUCUAAUAGAUUUAAAGCGUUAUAUGAUAAUCUUAAAUUUGAUACAUUGAUUGGAGAAGGAUUAAAUGAAUCAUUUUAUCUUGUAACUUCAUUAUUGGUAUUUACUACUGAUUAUAAUAUUUCUUUAAAAACUUGGAAAGAAAUUAAAAAGAAUAAAUGUGUUAUUGCAUUAAUAGAAAAUAAUUUAAAAAUAAAAGAAUUAGAUAAUAGAACACUUGAACAAUUACUUAUUCAACCAGUUCAAAGAACAAUGAGAUACCCUAUGCUCAUUAAUGAACUUAUAAAAGCAACUAAAAAAGUACAUAAAGAUUUUGGGUUAUUAAAGAAGUCAUAUGAUGAAUAUCAUUUUUUCUCUCAAGUAGUUGAUGAAAGAACUAAAAUGAGAGAUGAUUUACAAAGACUUUGUGAAAUUUUAGGCAAACCUGAAUAUUUUAUUUUUGGUAGAAUCCUUAUUGGAGAGUACAGAGUUGAAUUAAAAGAAUCAAAAAAGAAAAACGCUGUUGUAUAUUUAUGUAAUGAUAUUAUUUUAAUUAGAAAAGGUAAAACCAAAGAAAAAAUUGUUUUAGAAGAGUUUCCUUUAAAUGGUAAUGUUGUAGCUGAUAUCUCUAAUAGAACUGUUACCAUUAAACAGUUUAGAAAUGAACAAUAUAAAACAUUUAUAUUUGAAACUACUCAAAGUGCUUCUGUUUUUACACAAAUUGUUAAUGGUACAAUUAUGGAUGGUUGGUAUGUUCUUGGUGAUGACAGGUCAUAUGGUAAAUUACUAAGUAGUUUUAUUAAAUAA